ACACCACUCUCCCUGCUGCCCCCCGCUCUUCCUGAACGUGCCAGCAUCAAUGAAGCUCUUCAUCACCGCCCCCCUCGCCCUCGCGGCCAUCGCCUCCGCCCUCGUCAUCCCCGACUCCGUCAAGGACAUCAUCAAGGACGAGCUCGCCCCCCUCCUCACCACCUCCACCGCCGCCGAGCACAUCAUCCCGGACUCCUACAUCAUCGUCUUCAAGGACCACGUCGAUGAGUCCGUUGCCUCCACCCACCACAGCUGGGUCCGCUCCGUGCACGACGUCGCCAUGAAGAAGCGUGGCGUUGAGAACCCGUUCCUCGCUUCUGGCCUCGAGCACGGCCUCAAGCACAUCUACUCCCUCACCAACUCCUUCAAGGGCUACUCUGGCCGUUUCGAGGCCUCCACCAUCGAGCAGAUCCGCAGCCACCCUGACGUCCUCUACGUCGAGCGCGACUCCAUGGUCUUUGCCUCUGAGUUCGCCACCGAGAAGAACGCCCCCUGGGGUCUUGCCCGUAUCUCCCACCGCCCUGCCUUGAACUUUGGCACCUUCAACAAGUACCUCUUCGACAGCGAGGGUGGUGCCGGUGUCACUGCCUAUGUCAUCGACACCGGUAUCAACACCGACCACGUCGACUUUGAGGGCCGUGCCUUCUGGGGCAAGACCAUCCCCUCUGGCGACGUUGACCAGGACGGAAACGGACACGGCACUCACUGCUCUGGAACCGUUGCCGGUGCCAAGUACGGUGUCGCGAAGAAGGCCAACGUUGUUGCCGUCAAGGUUCUCAAGUCGAACGGCUCCGGCACUAUGUCUGAUGUCGUCAAGGGUGUUGAGUACGCUGCCAACUCGCACGCCAAGGAGGCCAAGGCCAACAAGAAGGGAUUCAAGGGCUCUGUCGCCAACAUGUCGCUCGGUGGCGGCAAGUCGCCUGCUCUUGACAUGGCUGUCAACGCUGCCGUCGACAUGGGAAUGCACUUUGCUGUUGCCGCCGGUAACGACAAUGCUGAUGCCUGCUCGUACUCGCCUGCCGCUGCCGAGAAGGCCGUGACUGUCGGUGCCUCCACUCUUGGUGACGAGCGUGCGUACUUCUCCAACUACGGCAAGUGCGUCGACAUCUUUGGACCUGGCCUCAACAUCCAGUCGACCUGGAUUGGCUCGCCCUACGCGCUCAACACCAUCUCCGGUACCUCGAUGGCCUCCCCUCACAUUUGCGGCUUGAUGGCGUACUACGUCUCGCUGCAGCCCGAGGCCGGCUCUGAGUUUGCCUCUGCUCCUUUGUCGCCCGCCAAGUUGAAGGCCAACUUGAUCUCGUACGCGACUGCCGAUGUGUUGACCGGAAUCCCCGAGGACACCGUCAACCUCUUGGCUUUCAACGGAGCCGGUGGCGACAUCACUGACUUCUGGAAGAACUAAGAGUGCAGAGUGUCUAUAAUUCAUCGACGAGUCUCUUGAGUAUGGUUCAUGGGUAAGGGAGGUGCAUCGCAUAUAUCGUAUUUACUGAAUGAUAUAGAGAGGGAUGAAUUAGUUCUGCACUGCGGCACUUUUCUUUUUUUGUCUGAGGUUAUUUUCUUAUUUGAUUUGAUUUUACUAUUUGAUGUUUUUUUAUAUAAUUAUAUAUCGGUUACUUCAUGGUUGGUUGUUGGUUUGGGGAUUGCUUUAGUCAAUAAAUUUACGAAAUACAUU
Messenger RNA from Myxozyma melibiosi, 1675 nucleotides. Its product is annotated as autophagic serine protease Alp2. Gene Ontology annotation, biological process: proteolysis. Lineage: Eukaryota; Fungi; Ascomycota; Lipomycetes; Lipomycetales; Lipomycetaceae. The coding region runs from base 50 to 1405 and encodes 451 amino acids. The record is from RefSeq and is a predicted model, not a curated record. Gene Ontology annotation, molecular function: serine-type endopeptidase activity. The transcript is spliced from 2 exons.